This is a messenger RNA of Penaeus chinensis, 4568 nucleotides long. RefSeq names its product adhesion G protein-coupled receptor L2-like. Gene Ontology annotation, cellular component: membrane. Lineage: Eukaryota; Metazoa; Arthropoda; Malacostraca; Decapoda; Penaeidae. Bases 372 to 4361 code for a protein of 1329 amino acids. The record is from RefSeq and is a predicted model, not a curated record. Gene Ontology annotation, biological process: cell surface receptor signaling pathway; adenylate cyclase-activating G protein-coupled receptor signaling pathway. Gene Ontology annotation, molecular function: G protein-coupled receptor activity. The transcript has 27 exons.
CGCCGAGCUUGGGGCAGACACCGCUUCGACGCCGGGCUCUGUCGUCUGCGAGCUGAGAAAAAGAACUUGUAUUCACACGAACCACACGACUUGGUUUAAUAAUACAACCCUGUGUUAUCUGUUGUUUUUUUCGUGUGUUGUUCUUUCACAUUAUUUGUAAAAAAGAAAAAAGAAAAAAGAAAAAAAAAGAAAGCGCGAGCGUGACCGUGAACAGGCGAGCUAGUGCGUAAGAAGUGUUACGAUGUGGAAUAUAGAAAUGCGUUUUAGUUAUGACUUUUUCACGGUGUGGCGUGUUAGGGGAGGUGGAUAGUCCCUUGUAAAAGUCAAACACACAUAAUAAUCACCAUUCAGAAACGCGUGCGGUGCUAAAUAUGAAAGAGAAAUUUAAGUUUCAUAUCGUGAUAAUUCUAAUUAUUUUCUUGCCGACUUCAUCGUGCAUCGUGGAGAAUGAAAGAACGCAGUGGACGAAAACGCGUGCCUUAGAAAAGGCUAGCAAUACAUUUCCAGUGCAUGUCAGCAAGCGAACGACUGGAAAUGACUUUAGUCCUUCCAACACAAAAGGACAUGAUACCAGAGAGCCAGAGGAGAGCUCAGCCAUCCGAGGGCCACCACCCACAGCGCCGGCCUCGAAGCUGACAUCUCCGGAAAGGGACCCUCAGCCCCAGCGCCCCGCCUCGACCCUCUUCGCAUCGAGUUCAGCGCGCCUCGUGUCCUGGGCUCGGGAUCUCAGCCCGGGUUGGAGUCAGUGCAUACUGUGCGGGGAUUCCUGUACCAGCGAUGAUCUGGGCCGAAAGUACCAGUGGCGAAUGUUGACGGAAACGGGCAGCAGCACAGUAGCGGAUCUUCUCAGCUUCGUCGACCAGCAUGUCUGUACUGAUGAUUCCAUGCGCACAGGCCUUGAAACUGCCGAAGAAAAUCAGUUCCUUGUUGACUGCUUUUUGUGUCAUCCAAACAGCGGCUUCGGAGCUUCCCAAACCAAGGGCAACAUUCUGACCAGCGCCAAGGUUACGGUGGCACGAGAUGACCUCAGUUUGGAGAAUGUCAUUGAAGGAAGUUUUGGAAUGUGGCACGGCUGGGGAACAGAGAUCCGUCAAUUAGCGUCCUCCGUCGUAAGAAUAGACCCUGACACAGGCCAGCAGAUAACGUCGGGUCUCGUACCACAGGGCGACUACACCUUAUUGUUGAUGGGGAGGGAACAGCUGUCCUGUCUCCAAAACUCUUCGGGAGCAUUCACAACCUACCAGACUUGGGGACUCCUUCCCUAUGAUGGACAAGAACAAGCCAUACAGGUAGCCAUGCAUACUGUUUGCGAGAAGGUAAUCGCUCGCCCUACCACAACCCCCAAGUCUACAACAGAAACCCCCACGCAUGCGACCACAACGGAACACAUUUCCACUGACUCAUCUACCACCACGAGUCCACAACCUUCUACGACUUCCUCUACGACACUUACAACUACGACUUCCCAAGUUACUACAAAAUUAAUGACCACUUCUACGACACCUAAAUUUCCAGCGACGACCGUUGAUCCUGAAGAGUGCUGUUGUCAGGGAAGGCAAUGCUUGUGCCCAGGCAAUAACAUGACAGAGAAAUGUGAUGAGAGUCAUGUCGGUGAGAGGACAGUGACCUGCAUCGACGGAGAGGUUGUGGUUGUGAAAGACGAUUGCCUCUACCAGUGGAUUGACGAUGCAAUGCAUAUGCUUACCUCCGGGAACGUAUCGGCGACUGACAUAGCGUCUGGCUUGAAGAACCACACGCAAGAACAGACUCUUUCUCCUCACGAUCUUGAUACUCUGGUGGAGAUCAUUAGUAAUCUCACAGUCCUCAUUGAUGAUCAGGUAGGGAUGGUGGAGGACGCGGCGACGCGCAAGGCCCUCAUGACCAACUACACCGAAUCGCUGCUAGGACUCACUAGUAAUAUUUUGGCCGUUGAAGGCACCUGGGUCGACCUGAAGCUGAGCGAGGCGGCGGAGCAGGGAUCCUCACUGCUGAGGAACCUGGAGGUGACAGGAUUCAAUCUGGCGGAGGAGGUGCGGAACGACACCGUGGCCUUUCAGGAGUCCCAGGUCAACAUGACGGUCCACUCGGUGCCCAGAGAGACCUUGCUCGAGAGGGACCUCUUCUUCCCGUCGCCCUCGGACCGGACCUUCCUGCACCUUCCCCCGGGCUUCGAGGCGCUGCUGCCGGAGCGGGAGACGCAGGCCAGGCUCGUCGGGUUCCUGCUGCACUUCGAGGCGGCCGCCAGGGUCCUCCCAGGGGUUCUGAACCGAAACCUGACUUACCCCAGAUACAAAAAAGUCAACAGCCACGUGGUAAGCAUGAGCUUGGGAAACGCAACGCACAGUGUGAAUUUUACGAGCCUGGGAGAAGGCGUUCUGCUGCGUCUGGAACAUGCUGCCAGGGAGAUUGGGCCGGUCUUUAGAGACCUGUACCGGGACCAGCGACCUGGAGAGGUACCGACACCCGUUCCUGGUACAGCGAAGUGCGUUUACUGGGAUCAUGAUACGAGCGUGUGGUCUCCGGACGGCUGCAAUUUGGUCAACACUACACAUGACGUCACCUUCUGUCAAUGCAAUCACCUUACCAUGAUCUCCAUUAUCACUGAUAUCCAUGACUACGUGGGUCGCGAUCCUGUACUGGACAUCAUGGGCACAGUUUUAACCUCUGCCUCGUGCAUUUCGCUUUUCCUGGCCUUCUGUAUUUUCCAGUUUUGCAAGGGUUUAGCACAAACACCUCGCAGGAACAUUAGCAAAGUGCGCAUCUCCAUCAAUAAGCAGUUGUGCGUUUCCCUGGGGAUUUCGCACGGCCUUCUGCUCUUUCUCCUCGACAGAGAUUUUCUCAAGCUGUCGGAGACGGGCUGUUCCAUAUCGGCGAUGGUCCUGCACUACUGGGUGACAUCCGGUGUGUGUUGGAUGUUGGCCGAGGGCGGACAUCUCUUCCAGACGGUGCAAAGAGUCCUCUCCCCCACGCACUAUAUGCCGGCGUACUGGAUGAUAGGCUACGGCUUCCCGCUGGUGAUCGUCCUCAUCACUGUGUUGGUCAGUUACGCUAACGAUUCGUGGCUGGGUCAGAAAGCGUACGCGCCGGAGGGGAGUGAGUAUUGCUGGCUCUCGACUGAUCAAGGAUACAUAUGGUCAUUCACUGGCCCUCUCGUCGCCGUCAUUGUGCUCAAUACAAUCUGCUUGAUUCUUGCCCUUCGUUCAGCCGCCAUAUUGGAAGCCAACAAGCAGAAGACUCUUCCUCAGCAGUUAAGGAUGUGGAUCAAAGGAUGCUUCUCGCUAAACUGCGUCCUUGGAACCACAUGGGUCUUCGGUCUUCUUUAUCUCAACACAAGCCACUUCUUCGCCUACGUGUUCACCAUCUUCAACGGCUCGCAGGGUGUUAUGAUUCUGGUUCUUCACUGCUUGGUUAACGACACAGUGAGAGAGGCCCUUGUAAACGCAUUCCCGGAUGCCAUUAAGAAGCACCUCCAGCAGCACCCGAGGAACCGCCAGAGCGCCCUGUCGACCAGCAGAGCGCAGUCCCAGGGGCCUCGCCGUAGGGUAAGCGUCCCGUCGUCCAUCCACCUGCAGGCGUCCUCCACCUCGUCGACCUCUUUCCUGUCCUCUUCCACUCGUCGACUCUCUGAGCCGAAUCUCGGUCAGCAUAUUAGGAGGCCGUCUGAAGCGGGCGUUGCAGAGAGGACAGUGCAGGAGAAGUUGCAAUUCCUACUCCCUGGUGAGCUCGGCGGCUGCGGGAACACUAUCCCUCCCUCCAGGUGGAGCAGACGACUAAAGCGCGACGAAACCCGGUUUCCCGAAUGCGAAAUGUGUGCUUCCGGACGAGACGACCCAUACAACGCCAAAUGCACUUGCAAACAAGGAGCGACGCCCAACCCGUCUCCGCCGCGAAAGUACAGAAAUAACCGCAGCGGAAGCGAGUGGUCCAACGCCACCCAGCUGACUUUUAUCUCCGACGGCCAAUCGGAGGGCCCCUACAGCACCCGGCGGACGUCCUUCGAUUCCUACGGAUCCAGCGUCUCGGACGAAUCCUCCGAGUCCUCGGGCCACUUCGUAGAACACGUAGGGAUCUCCCACCGUCAGUUAUCCCCCCGCCGGACCGCCUGGGACCUACCUGUCGCCCUUGGAACUUCCUUACGGCCACGAGGACCUCCGCUACGCCCCCGACUUCGACACGAUCCUGGAGUGCGACGAACGCAGCCCGAGAUCCGAGAGUGCCGUGUCCUUCUUCUAGGCGGGCGUUUGGGCGUCUUUCCUUCCUCUCCUCCUCACUUAGCGAAGGAUGCGAGGGCCGAGUACCUGUCGUUUUAUGUACAGAGUACAGUUAGUCAUUCAUUAGAUCUCUGUCGCUAUAAAUGUUAAUAUUAAUCUUUAGUCAGUCUAUUGGCCCUUCUUUCUCGAGUUCUGUCAUAAAGUGUUCUUCGUAAUAAGAUAUUAUGUAAUAGGAUGUUAUUUGUGAUAACAAUAUGAUUUAAGGUACCACUGUACCUUAACCCUUUUACGUCUGUCAGAAUACAUAUUUUUAAGUAAUUUAUAGUUCUACACCUAAGAGUUUGAGCAGGUCAAUAA